AUGGAGAGCUGGCAGGGUACCCUCGUUCAGAGAGUGACCAAGACUGUCAGGUCUUUACAGAAAGCAGGCCUCGAGAAAGAUGACGGCGCGGUUGUAGUACUUGCUUCCCGGCCAUAUGCGUCAUGGCUGCUAGAUGAAAAGUUUAUGGCCGCACUGCUGCGACCCUUUGGGGAUUCGAAAUCAUCCGGCGAUGUGGGUCGCGAGUUCAACGCUCUUACCGGUGUAGUCGAUGGCCUUCACCCCCUUCGUGCAUUCGGUGACAUCCCACACGGAUUCUCAUUCUACUACGGGCCAAAGGAUAUGAUCAUGCCGAGGCUGUGGCAGGGGAUGAGCCCUAACAUGCAGUCUGCUCCUCGUAGCAACGACAAGCUGAACGCUGCCAUUACGUUUUCCUACGGGUCGAAGCCUGGCAGUUACGUAUGCACACUUCCCUUGGCAAACACGAUCUUUCAGAAUGGCCUCCAGUCGACUCUCAUCGCUAGCCGCUGGAAAGUCAACUUGAAGGGGGGUUUGGAUCUGGUCGAGCGCGAAGAGCGACGGGCUCAGGAAGUCAACAUCUACACCAGAGGGAGCGAUCACACCAACUCGAUCCAGGCACCCCUGGUCCCCAUCACGGCUCCGCGGAAGAUCGUAUCGGGCCUGGGCAACAUCAUCAGGCAGGUCGACGUAGAUGGUAAAGAGACGCCUGCUUCUGCGGAGCUCGAGACGGCUGUCCAAGCGCUCUUCGAUAGGCGGACGGCAGAGGGCCAUGAGUUCCCUCCGGGCCCCGUAGGUGUAUGGGGAGUUGUUUGUCCCCCUGGCGAUGACCAGGCGGGAACCAUUGAGUUCUUGAACCGGUUGUCCGAGACAUCGUCAAAGGUACGGAACGCUGGAGACGAGUGGUCCAUGGUCCUGAAUACGAAGGAAUAUAUGAAAUGGCUCAUCAACAGGGGUGCCAGGGUCUACAAGAUUCAGAGCGGUGGCGGCGGCUGGGGGAAGAAGGCAGGCCUCCUUUCGCUCGAUCCCGAAGUCAAGUAUUCCGCUUCCUCUGAGGAAGAGGAUCUUGACAGCUUCAUCCGUUCCUUUGAGAACCGGAACGACGGUGGUGGCGGCGACGCCGAACAAGGCGUUAUCGCUCCGGGCUCGUACAUUCAAUACUUUGUCGCUCCGCCCUUCACCGCCGCCAAAGCGAAUACAGCUGCGGAAGGCGAAUCUCAGUUCACCGACUCCUUUGGAGUGACGGACGACGCGCGGUUAGAGGCAUCGCCAGUUCCCGCUUCGCGAGACUGGAAACAAAUCCGCCACCAGUUUGGUGCGGUGACAACCCACGGGCUCUUCCUCGAGUGCAGGUCGCUGCAUCCUCUCGUCCAUUCCGCUUCCUCGAUCAUGGCCGCAACCAACGUGACGCCCUCAAAGAUUGGAGUCAUCUCCAUCGGCGACAUGGGCGUCGGCAUCGCCAAGCUCCUCAUCGCCAAAGGCUUCCAAGUCGCAACGAACUGCAAAGGCCGCAGCGAGGACACCCUCCGACGAGCCCGCGACGCAAAAGUAGAGCUCCUAGACACAGACGAAGCCCUAGCAUCCCAGUGCGCCGUAAUCCUCUCCGUCGUGCCCCCGCGCGACGCAGAAGCCACCGCGGAGCGCAUCAUCGACGCCCUCGCCGGCACUGCAUCGUCGCGCGAGACACCCCUCUACUUCAUCGACAUGAACGCCGUCGCCCCCUCCACCUGCAAAUCCAUCGCCGCCUCCUUCGCCCGCGCCCGCGCCCCCGCACGCUUCGUCGACGCCUGCAUCAUCGGCGCCCCGCCCAGGCCCAAAUCCGCCCCCAACGCCGGCACGAACGUCUCUGCCUCGGCCCCGCCGCCCGGUACCGGCGACGACGACAACGACCCGGAUGCGUGGUACGUCCCGGGCAUGCCCAUGUCCGGCCCCGACAAGCUGUCCGACCUCUCCCUCCCAGGUUCCUCCCCAGGCGACGCAAAUGCAUCCUUCGGCGCCCGCCUAAGCGCAGCCCUAGGCGGCAACCACAUCUCCGACUCCAUCGGCGCCGCCUCGGGCCUGAAAAUGUGCUUCGCCUCCCUCUCAAAGGGCUUCACCGCCAUCGCCACCCAGGCCUUCACCUCGGCCCACAGGAUGGGCGUGCUCCCCCACCUGCGCGACGAGCUCGCCGCCCGCCUCCCCUCGCACCUGCAGUCCGCGGAAAAGGGCGUCGUGACGAUGCCGCCCAAAGCGUACCGCUGGGUCCGCGAGAUGGAGGAGAUCGCCAAGACGCACGCCGAGGAGGGCGGGUUCGGGCCCGAGUUGUUUGUCGGCGCGGCGGGCGUGUAUAAGUCCGUGGCGGAGGAUUCGCCGCUGGGCGGGGAGAAGAUUGGCAAGAGGAAGAGGGGCACGACGGUGGAGGACGUUGCUGCUGCUUUGACGGAGGGGUUUGAGAGAAAGAAGAAGAAGACGGACUGA
Molecule: messenger RNA, 2433 nt
Organism: Colletotrichum abscissum
Lineage: Eukaryota; Fungi; Ascomycota; Sordariomycetes; Glomerellales; Glomerellaceae
Exons: 6
Coding region: 1-2433 (810 amino acids)
Molecular function (GO): oxidoreductase activity, acting on the CH-OH group of donors, NAD or NADP as acceptor; NADP binding
Source: RefSeq, a predicted model, not a curated record